AGCGCCGGUAUCGGUCGUGUUUGCGGUUUGGUUCGAGCGUCGCGACGAGACGCGUCUCUCCGAAUUUUUAUGAUUCAUUCUGACAGUGUCUAAACAAGACAAAUCUACGAAAAUGCAAGACCAAGUUGACGGAAUGGAACUGGAAACACUCUACCAAAGAUAUUGUAUCCGUCUCAAACACGCCCUCUUCUUGUCGUGCUUGACGGUGGCAGUCGUCACCAGCGCGGGGCUGCUCAUUACCACAUGUGUUCUCCAGGACUUGGAGAGCAGCCUACUGCCCAUCGUCACCAUGUCAGUCCUCACAUUCUGCCUUUUCUGCAUCUUAUUUGCAUCUCAAUUCCCGUUUAUCCUUGAAUCAGAAACCUGGGCUCUGGUGUCAUCACUCUUUAUCACAACCAUCGUCACAACCUCCAUGCUCCUGCUGGGUCAAAGACACGCACCCCUCCCUCUUUCCGCCCUUUUGCUAGCCAUCCACACCAUGCUUCCCCUAUCUAGGGCAGUGGCCCUCGCCCUUGCCUCGAUCGUCACCCUAGCCUACAUGGCCUUGUCGAUCAUUGAUAGAGUGAAUGACGACAAACAUCCUUAUUACCUCCAGUUGAUUCCCGAAGGUGUGCUGCUGGUGGCAGCGAGCUGCACCGGUCUCUACUACCGACACAUGACCGAGGGGGCCCACAGGAGGACUUUUGUCGGGACGAGGACGUGUAUCGAGUCCCGAGUGAAGCUGGAAUGCGAGAAGGAGCAGCAGGAGCAGCUUUUGUUGAGUGUUAUCCCAGCGUAUAUUGCGGCGGAGGUGAAGCGCAGCAUUAUGUUGAAGAUGGCAGACGCCUGCAAUGAGCACUCGAACCGAAGUUUCCACGAGAUGUACGUUCAGCGUCACAAUAAUGUAUCAAUCUUGUAUGCAGACAUCGUCAAUUUCACGCCAUUGUCCGAACAAUUAUCGGCUUCCGACCUCGUCAAGACCCUCAACGAACUAUUCGGCCGUUUCGACCAAAUAGCGCAGGACAACCAAUGCAUGAGGAUCAAGAUCCUUGGAGAUUGCUAUUAUUGUGUGUCAGGAUUGCCGGUGUCGCGUCCCAACCACGCCUACAAUUGUGUCAACAUGGGCUUGCAAAUGAUCGAAGCCAUCCGAUUUGUUCGUGAAGCCACUGGAUUCAACGUGGAUAUGAGGAUCGGCAUUCACACCGGAAAUGUGCUUUGUGGUGUUUUGGGAUUACGAAAAUGGCAAUUUGACGUUUGGAGCGACGAUGUUACGCUUGCCAAUCACAUGGAAUCCGGGGGUAUAGCUGGGAGGGUUCACAUAACACGAGCCACCUUACACCAGCUUGGGGAUAGAUUCGAAGUGGAGCCGGGAGAUGGUAUGAAUCGGGAGUCUUACCUCGCUGAUCAUAAAAUUGAAACUUUCCUCAUUGUUCCUCCGAAGAAACCUGAAACUGAAACGCAAAACGGAAAUGUCAGAACUCCUUUGGCGACAAUCGCUGAAAGACACAACAGCAUAGGCACAGAGGGUGGAAUCUACGGAAUGGCAACUCCAAGCGGACCACCGACGAGGUCCAGACCGUCCAGCAAAAUGACGAAGUAUGUGGAAUGCUGGGGGGCUGAUAAGCCGUUUGCCAACAUUGCCGAAUCCACGCUUGCCAAAAACAUCGAGUUAACGUCCGGGUCGUACCUUCAGACUUUGGCCAUGAUCGAGUCUAAUCUCUUGCCGGACCGUAGCACCUGCCUGGAAUGCAAGAAAUGCUGGCACAGCGAAGAUCUUCAUCCAACCCUCCUAUGGUUCCGCAACCGAAAACAAGAGAGCGAAUACCGGAGUCAGCCAGAUCCCGAGUUCCGCUGCUACAUUGCUUUCGCGACUUCCAUUUUCUUAGCGAUGUGCAUUAUGCAGAUUACCACCAUACCCAGGACUAUAGUUUUGUACGGCACACUCAGCCCUACGAUGGUGGUUUUAACCGUUUUUGUGUAUUUAUGUUGGUUGGACGGCUGUUGCGGCCCUCGGCCGCCCUCAGACACCCCCACUGACGAACCGGGGGCUUGCUCACCACCUGGUGAAGUUGUGACUGGGAGCAGGUGUCUUCGUCUCGCCAUUUUCCUGGUGUCGGUGACGCUGAUUUCGGCCUGCACUGUUGUCACGCUGGUGGAUUAUGACCCAGAGCCGUUAACAGCCACAAUGAGAGAAGUACAUGUAGAGAAAAAUGGAUCUGUCAUAGACAACCGAACAUUGAGUACUUUGAUAAAUGAAUUCAAUGCGGAGAUUUACUCGAUAGGACCGACUUAUUUAUACAGCUCGGCAUUGGCACUAGCUGCAAUUUCGGUGUUCUUAAGGAUGGGAUUUAUUCUGAAGUUGGGACUCAUGGUCUCAUCUGUGAUAAUACAUAUCUUCAUUUACAGCUAUUUGGACUUCUUUAGGGAUUAUCAUAAUGAUAAAUUUUUUGCAAUACCAUUCGAAGUAAAAUCCGCCCUGGUCCUUACGAUUAUCGUGAUAUUCUUCCACAUUCUGGACCGACAAAUUGAGUUUACUUCAAGGACCGAUUAUUUAUGGAAAGCCAAACUAAAAGUAGAGCAAGAAGAAGUAGAAACUAUGCGAGGAAUUAAUAAGAUUCUCUUGGAAAACAUCUUACCCGCCCAUGUGGCCGAACACUUUUUAGCCUCUAGAGACACACAAGAACUGUACCACGAGAGGUACUCAUGUAUAGCCGUAAUGUUCGCGUCAAUACCAAAUUACAAAGAAUUUUACGACGAGAGUGACGUCAAUAAACAAGGAUUGGAAUGUCUCCGGUUGCUCAACGAGAUCAUUUGUGAAUUUGACAAACUGUUGCUCAAACCAAAGUUUAGUUGCAUAGAGAAGAUAAAGACUAUUGGCAGUACAUAUAUGUUGGCUUCCGGUCUCCGACCUGGAGCAGAAGAAAACAGCACGGAAGUCCUCAAGGAGGCAAGUCGGAAGGAAGAGCACAUUAUUAUCGCUCUAGUGGAUUUUGCUGUGUCGUUGAUGACAAGCCUUGAUCAAAUUAACCGAGACGCUUUUCAAAGAUUCAAGCUUAGAGUUGGUCUGAAUCACGGCCCUGUGAUUGCAGGGGUUGUAGGCGCCCAGAAACCCCAAUACGAUAUUUGGGGUAAUACAGUCAACGUCGCCUCUCGAAUGGACUCCUGUGGCAUUAUGGGGAAAAUUCAGGUGACUGAAGAAACGGCCAAAAUUUUAUUGAAUGCGGGAUACCAAUGCGAAUGCAGAGGAGUAACUUACGUCAAAGGAAAAGGCAAUUUAACGACUUAUUUUGUCAAAACUCCCUUUGAUGACAAGUGAUCAGUUGUGAUCCAAUCACCAAUUCCACGUAAUUAUGAGACUGAGGAUGUUUUGGCGUGAUUAUGGGAACUCUCAAUUUAAAUACUCACGAUCCUGUAAUCACAAGUAACGGCACUACACUUGAUAUUUAAUUUAUACUUAAUGAUGAACGUAUUGUGUUGUAGUGGAGCGGUGUUGUUAGCCGCUUCGGUUUCGGAAAUUUUUUAUGUACCUGACUGAAUAUAUUUAUAAUGUAAAUAAUAUUAAGUGUUGCUUUUAGGUAAAAAGGUUUAAAACACCAUUAGAUGGUUAGUUAACUCGAUGGCUCCUAAACUUAAUCAAUUUUGGUAUUCUAAAUGUGAUUAGGUAAAUGUGUUUAGACCCUGUCGACAAUCCUCUUCCCAGUUUAUUUUUGUAAACAGUAUGACAUUUUUAAUGUAUAUUUGUAAUUUUGAUGUAAAAAUGUGUGUGUUUACGUUUAGAAUAAAUACUGUUUUACUUUAAAUAAAAAUAAGAUAAGUUUUAAAAUUUUUAUUAAA
Messenger RNA from Tribolium madens (black flour beetle), 3813 nucleotides. It is a transcript of the gene Adcy2, whose product is annotated as adenylate cyclase type 2. The transcript is spliced from 21 exons. The record is from RefSeq and is a predicted model, not a curated record. NCBI's taxonomy places the organism in Eukaryota, Metazoa, Arthropoda, Insecta, Coleoptera, Tenebrionidae. Gene Ontology annotation, molecular function: adenylate cyclase activity. Gene Ontology annotation, biological process: intracellular signal transduction; cAMP biosynthetic process; adenylate cyclase-activating G protein-coupled receptor signaling pathway. Bases 113 to 3295 code for a protein of 1060 amino acids. Gene Ontology annotation, cellular component: plasma membrane.